Paramuricea clavata is the source of this 211-nucleotide messenger RNA. Lineage: Eukaryota; Metazoa; Cnidaria; Anthozoa; Malacalcyonacea; Plexauridae. The record is from the annotation of a GenBank genome assembly.
AUGGGUAAAGAAGUCCGUAUGGUGUUUUUAGAUUUUAGCAAAGUGUUUGAUAAAGUAUGGCAUAAAGGUUUAUUGUAUAAAUUAAAAUCUCUUGGAGUAAAAGACCCACUUUUAAGCUGGUUUUGUAGUUAUUUGUCUGAUAGAAAACAAAGAGUUGUCAUUGAGGGGCAAUGCUCGAGCUGGCUGAGUGUUGAAGCUGGUGUUCCACAAG